GAGAGAGAGAGAGAGAGAGAGAGAGAGAGAGAGAGAGAGAGAGAGAGAGAGAGAGAGAGAGAGAGAGAGUUCCGGUGAGGCUGUUAGUGGGGAAAUGUGGGAAGGGGAACGUGGAAGUUGUGGGGAGUGCGCUAGUCGUUGCUGAGUGAAGGCAGGUGUCACUGAGUGAUGCUCGGAUUUGGCAUUGACAGUGGGGGGAGAGAGGGGCAUAGAUUCCUCGUUUCGUCUGAUCCUGCGGGGCCAUGUCCGGAGGUGCUUCUAUUCCUAAGUUUUUUGCCGAUCUGCCUGCCAGCCUGUCUGCCUGCCUGUCUGCCUGCCUGUCUCGACUCUCUAGUACUUGCACUCGUCAUCAGAAAGUCUGUGAGCAGUUUAGACGUGAGCCAAGUACUGUCGGUGGACUGGUUGGCACUCAUUAUGCCUCUUUUGCUGUAAUAUGCCAGGUCCCCUUUUGCCUGGAGACUAUCAAUCAUGUGACAGAAGUGCAUUGUUUUGCGGAUGAUGGGGACCUGCUGCUAUCUGGUGCAGGAAUCUGUGCAUGGUUGAAAUGGGAGAGAGCACCUACCUGGAUCCAGAGGGAUCUUUGGAUUGUAUACCUUACUUUGAGUGCUCUCUCCUUGGAGAAGAUGAAUGGCUAUGGCUGCAUAACAACAACUGAGAGUGGCGGUUGCCCGCAACGCGAGCUAGAGCGGUAGCGAGGGUCUGAGCCUGAGGGGUCACACAAUGUCAAGUAGGGGUGCCAAACUUGUUAAGGAGAUUGAGAAUCGCUCAAGGUCAUUGAAGCCUAUUGCAUGCGCAUAACUGUUUGCUGUUUGUUGCAUUGAGCAUUUUAUCGUGAUAUCGGUGAAGAAAGGCGGCGUUCCGAAGCAGACGGAAAAGUUUGUUGGGUCAGGCUAUGUCUCAAGGAGAUUGCAGAGAGGUAGAGAAACAACCGAUAAUUUGGGAGCACACUGGUCCAGCAAUUAUAUCAGGUUGCAGUAUCAGUGAAUCCACAUUGUUCCCCCCCCCCCCCCCCCCCCCCCCCCCCCCCCCCCCCCCCCCCCCAAAAAAAAGGAUCCACAUCCCCGCACUAUUAAAACCGCUAAUGUAACAAACAUUGAAAAUGAUUGAAUCAGCGCCAUCCACAGUCCGACCGGGCCACAGCCCAGAUCGUCGCAGGACUGUAAAGAAUGUUGAAUCCAGGCCAUUGCGUCCUACUGGGCCGAUGGCCUGGAUCAUCACAAGAUGUCAAACUGCGUGGCAAUCCAGGACGGCGGCACUGUACUACUGGGCCAAUUUUGCCCUGAUGGACCUAGAAUAGGUGUACCGGUACCGAUAGUUCAGGAAACUCGACACCAUUUCUGCACAUCUCCGCAAAAAAGCGUCCAGAUUCAGGCAUUGAGGUGGGACUCUGGCAACAACAUUGGGGAGUUCGACGGCCAUUCCAAGCGUGUCCUCAGCUGUAGCUUCCGACCGGUGCGCCCUUUCAAAAUUGUGACAUGUGGAGAGGACAUGCUGGUUAAUUUUUAUGAAGGACCACCUUUCCGCUUCAAGAGCUCUCACAGGAUCCACAAAAAUUUUGUAAACUGUAUCCGUUUCUCCCCAGAUGGGAGCAAGUUCAUUAGUGUGAGUUCGGAUUACAAGGUGGUGAUAUUUGACGGCUUGACGGGAGAAAAGCUAACCGAGCUAGCGGAUGCUCACUCUGGAAGCGUUUAUGCCGUAAGCUGGAGUCCGGAUGGAAAGCAGGUGUUGACGGUAUCAGGGGAUAAGACGGCGAAGAUCUGGGACAUAUCCGCAUCAGGGCAAGGUAAGCUCAAGACGACGUUCACUUUUGCUGAGCACCCAGGCAUCGAGCACAUGCAGGUUGGUUGCCUCUGGCUUGGCAGAUACAUUAUCACUGUGUCGCUUAGCGGGCUCAUCAGUUACCUCGAUUUGAAGAACUCGAGAGUGCCCUCUCGAGUUCUCAGCGGCCACAGCAAGUUUGUCACUGCGCUCGCAGUCGUGAAUAAUGAGGGUGCGUCGGAAAUAUAUUCGAGCAGUUACGACGGAAUGGUGGUUAGGUGGAGGAUUGGCGAGGGAUGCCUCGGCCGGCUUCAGGGUGAAGGUCAUCGGAACUCGAUCACUGGGCUCAUCGGCGUCGAAGGGGAGCUUGUGUCCUGUGGGCUGGAUGAUACGGUGAGGCGGACGCCGUUGCCAGCAGAGCAGUACGACUACGGAGAGGUCUCGCUCGGCGUGCAGCCAACGGGAUUCGAUGUGGCCGCUAAGAGACCGGAGCUCGUCAUCGUUUCCACGGUGAAUGGAGUAACAAUGAUCAGAGGAAUGAAGGUGGUCCUGAAGAUGCCCCUGUCAUUUCAAGCCACAGCUGCCGGGAUUUCGCCAGACGGCACGGAGGCGGCUGUUGGCGGCGCCGACGGACACAUCCGGAUCUAUGAAGUGAGAGGCGACGGGUCCGACCUCGUCGAACAGAAGGUGCUUGAGCGGCACAGGGGCCAUAUCACGAUUAUCCGCUACUCGAAGGACGGAAAGAUGCUUGCUUCCGGCGACCAGAACAGAGAAGUCGUCGUCUGGGAUCGUCCCUCACACGAGGUGAAAAUCAAGAACAUGGUGUAUCAUAAUGCAAGGGUAACCAGUCUCGCUUGGGCGCCGGACAGCAUCCGUUUGGCGACCGGUUCCAUAGACAUGAGCAUUAUAUUGUGGGACACGACAAAAUCUGCGAUGUCCCGUGUCCAGAUCAAGGGUGCCCACCAGGGAGCAGUAACCGCAUUGGGAUUCAAGGACCCCGUCACACUUGUGUCGGGAGGAGAUGACACAUGCUUGCGCAUUUGGAAACUUCCGCCUGUUGCUUAAGCUCUCUGGUAUAAUAAUUGCGUAAUCUUGUACUACCUGCCACUGGGGGGGGGGGAGGGAGAAUCAACCGCAAAUAUGAGAGAGAGAGAGAGAGAGAGAGAGAGAGAGAGAGAGAGAGAACUAGAAGGUAGGUUGGCUGGCUAGGCAGGUUGCAAGCCUGGUCGGUCGUCGUCCGUCUUGUAGAGAGAGCGAGAGGAGGGGUUAAGAAGAAGUCAACCAAGGGAAAGAAAAUGGUACGGUGACACGUGGUUCCUCGUUAUGUGCAGAUGCGUGAGUGGGUCCAAAACCGGCCACACCUCGCAGUGCACACAGAUAUAUGUCGAGUGGGUCGGAAUUUAAAGGGUUGCAUGCCGCAGGAGUAAUGACGGGUGAAGGGAGGAGGAGCAGGAAUCGUUCUCCAGGCUUUGGCCCGUUAGCGUACGGGGCCCAACACACAUAUCCAACACAUAGUAAUAGAACAUCCGGCAUCGCUUUGCUUGUCAAGUUGUCAUAGGUCUUUCUUGACCAGAGGUAUGAUCUGGCUUUCUAUUUUAGGAUAGUUAGUGGCUACCAUUUGUUUGCCCUGUGCACGCGAUGCAUUCCAUUUGUAGAAAGUAUAAUUAAUUGACUCCUAGUUAUUGUUCAGUGGCUUCAGCCAACUUGGCGCGUUCUCGUAUUCUAUAAUUAUGCCAGCCGGUGCUGUGUGAAACAGCAGGCAGGUAGAGGUCCAAAAAAGGUGCCAUCUAGUGGCGGCGUCUACUAUAUCUGUCGAGUGCUUCGAAGACGAAGUAACAAAAGCUAGGCUGUUUGUUUGUUUGUUUGUUUCUUGGGAUAGGGAAGGGAAGCAGCACACACACAUUUUUUUUCGCUUACGGGAGGUACCAUGUUCAUUAUGGCGAGAGUAACGUUUCAUCGUCUUUGCUUUGGAUUCUGCACGCGGUGGAGUUGGUCUUUAAGUUUUGUUGUCUUUGCUCUGUGGAUUGUCGGUUGUUGCCUUCAUCUUUCCAUGGUUGGAAAGUUGUACUCUGAUCGCCCGGGGGAAAAUGCACACAGGUCUGUCGCGGGAAGGACGGGGUUUUGUAAAGAUCAUCAUGAUGGCGAAAGCAGAAAAUAACUGGGCGGGAAAGAAAAGAAAACGAGUUCGACUUGCACGAGGUGCGUCACGGUACUGCUCCAAGUUCGUAGUCUGUGUGUGUGUGUGUGUGUGUGUGUGUGUGUGUGUGUGUGUGUGGUCGUCGCCUGGGGAACAGUUCAAAGAUGGGUGAAUUCACUGAAUUGCAAUCAUUGACAAGGAGUUUUAAAUUUGUGUAAUCGGCACAUUGUCAAAGGUCCUGGAGUGCAUAGAGGGUAUACCUCAACUGGCUCUGUAAUGUGGCUAGAUAGAUCUUAAGUGGAGGGGACUAGCAAAUCGUCGAUCGUCUUUGUGAUCGCCUCUCGAUGGGUGCGAGUAACGCAAUAGAUCCCCGAUGAUUUGAGAAGAGGAAGACAUCGCGAAAGAGGGGCCCGGCUAGCAUGAUCAUUGUCUUGUUAGGUGCAUGAGACAUACUGAGUAUAAUUAGUAAUUUAGUACACAGUGGGUUAAAAUACGACAAGUCUCAAAAGCAGUACAGUGACUGUGGUGAGGAGGAGGGAUUUUUCUUUAUUUUUUGUUUUUUAUUAUUAUUAUUUUCAGAAAACGCCCCCUACAGUGAGGGAUAAUAGUAUCACAACGUAUGGACUUGCCGUGUUUGUUCGGAUUAACGUAUGGACUUGUUGUCUUAUUGUGAGUAUAGAGCGGAGUUGAAACCGA
This is a messenger RNA of Chara braunii, 4591 nucleotides long. The record is from the annotation of a GenBank genome assembly. Lineage: Eukaryota; Viridiplantae; Streptophyta; Charophyceae; Charales; Characeae.